AUGGAAAUAAAAACAAAUUUUGUAAUCCAACAAUCGAUCUCUCGCUGGACAAUAAGCGCUUCAACAGGAAUUGUUGGAGAUGCUUGCAUUGUUGGCCUGUAUGUAUCUAUAAUGAUACUUGUCAUGCUAUGGGGAAAAAGAAUACGUGGCUAUGAAAAUCCAGUUGAGCAAUAUGGGAUGAAUCUUACAUCUGUGUCAAGGGUGCAAGAAUUUCUGCAAGGUCUUGUUGGAGGCGUGGCUGUUGUUUGGUUGGUGCAUUCGACAAGUAUUUUACUUGGCUUUGCAACUCUUCGAGAAGGGCCCUCUUCAUUCUUAGCUAGACCAUUUGAUCUUCUCAAAUAUUCAAGUAAUUCCUUGUUGCUAGCUCUUAGAGGGUUUAUCACAGCAACUAGCAUUGCUGUGGUGGAAGAAGUGGUUUUCCGAUCAUGGCUUCCGGAAGAAGUUGCGGUUGAUCUUGGUUACUACCAUGCCAUUCUGAUGUCUGGACUUGCCUUUUCUCUAAUUCACCGGUCUCUACCUUCAGUACCAGGUUUCUUGCUACUUUCUCUGGUGCUAUUUGGGCUUAAGCAAAGAACGCGAGGGAAUCUUGCUGCACCAAUUGGCAUGCGUUCUGGAAUUAUGACUGCUAGUUAUCUCACAAGAAGUAGCAGCAUUAUUACAUUCAAACCUGAAACACCAUUAUGGAUGAUUAGCACAUACCAUCUGCAUCCUUUCGAUGGUGCAAUUGGCUUAAGUAUAUGUGCGUUACUUGCUAUUCUUUUCUUCCCGCAAAAACCUGGUCAGAAGGAUACCUCUCUCUCAUGACAAUCAGGAGGACCCAAAAAAAAACUCUUGAGGUGAGUUUCAACAAGAUCUCAUGGGCGGAAAGUUAGCACUGAAGGUUUGCUCUAGUUUGCCAUGUUGAAAGUUCAGCUCAAAAAUUGCUGGUGUACUGUAACUUGCUCAAAAAGAUCACCCAGUUAGCUCCUCCUUAACACUGAAGGGCGCUGCUGAUGAAUUUGGGUUUAUGCGGGAUUAAUCACUGGCAAGCUUAUAUGUCACUCUUUUCAUGACUACUAUGGAUGAACUCGCAAUAUAUUUCAACAUGGUACAAGAUAAACUCCAAACGUGGAUGAUUUAUUUCAUUCGUUGUAAGGUGUAUGGAUGCCUUGGAGAGAGACAUCAGACAUGAUAAAAUAGAAGUUUGAUACUUGUGCCCUUUUGCCGAGUAUGCUGUGCAGGCAGUCUGAUUUUGCUCCCUUUAUAGUUAUACUGACUAGUUGACAUAUAGGUUUAGUCUGUAGAUAUGAUUAGUCCCCUUUUCUGUUUUACUGAAAAUCGGAAUGCAAGCAUGCCCAAGUUUUUUUUCGAGAAUUAAAAGAUUUUUUUUUUCGAGAAUUGAUGCCCAAGUUUUGAGGUAACAAUUUUUGACAAUACACUGUAUGUAGAAAAUAGGCACAUGAUAGACUUAGCAGAUAUGUAUGUUCCUCAUCUUCUCACUGUAAGUUUAACUGUAAAUGUAAUGCUCCCCUCAUGUAAAGGAGGAUCUUUUGAGAUCUACAAGCAAAAUGUCCAGAUGUAUUAUACAUUUAUACCUGUAUAUACUCUUUAGCUGUCUUCUUCAGAAA
Molecule: messenger RNA, 1607 nt
Organism: Lolium perenne
Lineage: Eukaryota; Viridiplantae; Streptophyta; Magnoliopsida; Poales; Poaceae
Source: RefSeq, a predicted model, not a curated record